AUGUUUGCCCGUCGUACCUUCAACCUCUUCCAGAAGCGCGCCUUCUCCGCUUCGGCCAGCCAGGCCUCCAAGGUCGCCGUUCUCGGUGCCGGCGGUGGUAUCGGUCAGCCUCUGUCCCUGCUGCUGAAGCUCAACCCCCGUGUUACUGAGCUCGCUCUGUACGAUAUCCGUGGUGGACCCGGUGUCGCCGCUGAUCUGAGCCACAUCAACACUGACAGCACCGUUACUGGCUACAACCCCGAUGCUGCUGGUCUUGAGAGCGCUCUUAAGGAUGCUGAGAUUGUCCUCAUCCCCGCUGGUGUUCCCCGUAAGCCCGGCAUGACCCGUGACGACCUCUUCAACACCAACGCCUCCAUUGUCCGCGACCUCGCCAAGGCCGCUGCUAAGGCUUCCCCCAAUGCCAACAUCCUGGUCAUUGCCAACCCUGUCAACUCCACCGUCCCCAUUGUCUCUGAGGUGUUCAAGGCCGCUGGUGUCUACAACCCCAAGCGUCUCUUCGGUGUCACCACCCUGGACGUUGUCCGUGCAUCUCGCUUCAUCUCCGAGGUCCAGACCACCAACCCUGCCGGCGAGAAGGUCCCCGUUAUCGGUGGUCACUCCGGUGUUACCAUCGUUCCCCUCCUCUCUCAGUCCGCCCACCCCUCCAUUGCCGGUGAGGCUCGCGAUGCUCUCGUGAACCGCAUCCAGUUCGGUGGUGACGAGGUCGUCAAGGCCAAGGACGGUGCUGGUUCCGCCACCCUCUCCAUGGCUAUGGCCGGUGCCCGCUUCGCUGAGUCUCUGCUCCGCGCUGCCCAGGGCGAGAAGGGUGUCAUUGAGCCCACCUUUGUCGACUCCCCUCUGUUCAAGGAGCAGGGUGUUGACUUCUUCGCCUCCAAGGUUGAGCUUGGCCCCAACGGUGUUGAGGCCAUCCACCCCGUUGGUGAGAUCAACGAGUACGAGCAGAAGCUCCUCGAUGCCUGCCUGGUUGACCUGAAGAAGAACAUCCAGAAGGGUGUUGAGUUCGUUAAGGCUAAUCCUUAA
Molecule: messenger RNA, 1020 nt
Organism: Penicillium malachiteum
Lineage: Eukaryota; Fungi; Ascomycota; Eurotiomycetes; Eurotiales; Aspergillaceae
Product: malate dehydrogenase
Exons: 4
Coding region: 1-1020 (339 amino acids)
Biological process (GO): malate metabolic process; tricarboxylic acid cycle
Cellular component (GO): mitochondrion; cytoplasm
Molecular function (GO): L-malate dehydrogenase (NAD+) activity
Source: RefSeq, a predicted model, not a curated record